AUGUGGGCCGAGGCCCGGUCAAAAUUUGAGUGGCUUCUGCCCGAAAAUAUUCGGGACGGGAAGGGGAGGAGGCCUGGCGAGCCAGGGUACGAUUCGCGAAGUGUAACCGUCCCGCGUGCGAUCUUCGACAAGCUGUCAGCGUCGCAGAAGCAGUACUGGGGCACAAAAAGUCGCUACAUGGACACGAUUCUCUUCUUCAAAGUGGGCAAGUUCUACGAGCUGUACGAGGUGGACGCUGAGGUGGGCCACAAGGAGCUCGACUGGAAGCUCACUGUCAGCGGCGUCGGCAAGUGCCGCCAGGUGGGAGUGCCUGAGAGUGGCAUAGAGGACGCAGUUCAGAAGCUAGUAGCCAGAGGCUACAAGGUGGGGCGCAUGGAGCAGCUGGAGAGCAGCGAGGAGGCCAAGGCAAAGAGAGGGCCAGGGGCGAUGGUGCAGCGGCAACUUAUGCAAAUUCUCUCCCCAGCCACCCUCACAGAGGGGUCACUCAGACCAGAGGCCGUGCACCUCCUGGCAAUUAAAGAGGUCACCACAGAACCUGCGUCCAGCAACAGCGCCGCCAGCAUUGACAACAUCAUCAUCAGCAGCAGCAGCCCUAACGGGACGCCUAACGGCACCCCGACCAGUGUUGCUUCUGGGUCUAUCCUCGUUGGCUUUGCGUUUGCUGACGUGGCAGGCGGGAAUGUCUACGUGGGUGCCAUGCGGGAUGACUCCUCCCGCUCCGCCCUCUCAGCGCUCCUCGUCCAGGUGGCCCCUCAAGAGCUGUUGUUUGAACUGGACGGUCUCUCCACCGACACGAGGAAGCUUUUGCGAAGGAGCUCAGGCCCAGGAAUCCUCCCGAUGCAGCUGACAGCCCUGGCGCCAGGUUCGGAGUUUCCCGAGCCUAAAGCAGCGGUGGCUCGGCUAAAAUCAUCUGGUUUCGGAACUGUGCAAGAGUCCCCACAGAGAGAGCCAUGCCAUGGGAGGGGGGCGGAUUCUCUAGUGCGGUUGCUGGUGGGAGGGGGAGAGGAGGAGGCGGAGGUAGCAGCAGCAGCGCUUGUGGCGCUAGGCAGCCAUCUGGAGCGAUUGAAGGUGGGAAAUCCUCGCCUUUCUCUCCUUUUCUCUCCAAGUUUCCUCCUUUUCUCCCGUCCCCCCCUUCUCCUCCCUUCCUCUCCAACUCCCCCUCGUUCCCCGCUUUCCGACUCAAAACCCGCCCGCUCCCCCGACUCCCUCCAUUUCCCCCUCCCCCUCCGCCCCUCGACCACCAACCAACGUGUGCAUGUGUCAGUGGAUCCCUGCAGCGCCCCCCUCUCCCCCCCUGCGCAACUGCAGCGCCCCCUCUCUCCCGCUGCAGCGCCUCCCUCUCUCUCCCGCUGCAGCGCCCCCCUCUCUCUCCCGCUGCAGCGCCCCUCUCUCCCGCUGCAGCGCCCCCCCCCCCUCUCCCGCUGCAGCGCCCCUCUCUCUCCCGCUGCAGCGCCCCUCUCUCUCCCGCUGCAGCGCCCCUCUCUCUCCCGCUGCAGCGCCCCUCUCUCUCCCGCUGCAGCGCCCCCCUCUCUCUCCCGCUGCAGCGCCCCUCUCUCUCCCGCUGCAGCGCCCCCCUCUCUCCCGCUGCAGCGCCCCCCUCUCUCCCGCUGCAGCGCCCCCCUCUCUCCCGCUGCAGCGCCCCCCUCUCCCCCUGCGCAACUUACCCCUUCGCUCUUCCUUUUCAUCCUGCAAACACCCCUUCGCCACUUCUCCCCACCGGUUCCCCUCCUCCCCCUUCCCGUCUCCCCAAUCCAUCUCUGUGUGCAACACCAUUGGAGUCCUACAGUGUCCCCCUCGCUUUUUGAGGCGCCUAAAAAACCAAUCAUUGAGGAGGCGCCUCAAAAACCAAUCUUUGAGGAGGCGCCUCAAAAACCAAUCGAUCUCUUGGAGCCCGUCAGUGCUCGCCUCGCUCGCCCUGCACCCCUUACCCUCCUUCCCCUGUUUUCCCUCCUGCUACCCUCACCUCCCCCACCCAACCCGGCCCCACCAGUGGAGCCCGUCAGUGCUCGCCUCGCUCGCCCUGCGCCCCUACUCCGUCUUCUCGGGUUCGCUGCGUCUGGACGGCCAGACGCUCAGCAACCUGGAGCUGCUCAGCAACACGCACAACGGCAGCACACAGGUCUUCUCACUCACCCUCCUCUACCCCCCCUCCUCCCCUCCUCCCCUCCUCCCUUCCUCCCCCCCCCCUCCUCCUCCCUUCCUCCCCUCCUCUCCUGCUCUCCUCCCCUCCUGCCCGCCUGCCCUCCUUCACUCGCCCUCUUCACCAUUUCCGAACGCACAGGCACUCUUCUGGGCUUUCUGGAUACGUGCGCCACGUCAGCAGGCAAGCGCCUUCUCCGCCGUUGGAUCUGCCACCCGCUGCGCUCCAUCCGCGAGAUCGAGCGCCGGCUGGACGCCGUCGAUGAGCUGGCGGGCUCGUCGCUCGCCACGUCAGCGCUCUCAUCCACCACGUCAGCAGCACAUGCGCGGGGAGAAAUCCGGGCAGCGAUGAGGCGGCUGCCGGAUCUGGAGCGCCUGAUUGGUCGAAUGAGAGCGAUGGGGGCGCCGGGAGGGGGAGGAGCAGGGGGUGUGGGAGAAGUUGGAGGUAGGGGAGAGGAAGGGAAUUGGGGAAGGGCCAGUGGAGGCCGAGAAGGCAGAGGCGGGGAGGAUGGGAGAGGAGGGGUGGGAGGAGGGGAGGUGGAGUGGGGGGGGUUAAGGUCUGCUUUAGAGGCGCUACCUGGACCAAUGGCAGAGCAGCUACUGAGGAAGCAGUGCAAGGGGUGCAUGCAGCUCUGCUCUUCCUCGAUUCCCUCCGCAACGGAUCUCAAAAGCGUCUCAACAUAUAACAUCUCGCAACCGUCUCUUAUGUAUCCCUUCCUCUCGCAGGUCGCCCUAUUCUGCUCUGCAGUGCGAGGGGUGCGUGCAGCCCUGCUCUUCCUCGAUUCCCUCCGCAACGGAUCUCUCACAGGGGAGCCUGUCACCUUCCGUUCUGCCAUCCUACGUGGCAUCAUGCGAUUGGCUCCUGCUGCCGCCUCUGCUGGCGGCGGAGAGGGUGGUUGGGAAGAGGAAGACGAGGCGGAGGAGGAGGAGGAGGAGGAGGAUGAGGGAGAAGGAGGAGGAGAAGGGGCAGGGGUGAGGAACCGCCAUGUGAGUAACGGUUACAACAAACAUGGUUGGGGAGACGAGAGGGGCCGGUCUAACACGGUGCAUCCCUCUCAUGCGACGGCAAGGACGAACGUUACGGAGGAGAUGAGCGGGCGGCGUGCGUUGGCAGUAUUGGAUGAGAUAGAGCAGUUCAUCGUGUGGCCGACUGCCACCCAGGGGAAGAGGGCUGGGACUGGGAACAGCAGGAACCAGAGCAAAAACAGCAGUAGCGGCACCGGUAGCAGCCAUCUGAGUGAGGCAGUGGCAGCAGAGGCGCGCCUGCUUUCUGCUCUUGUGGCGCGGCUCUCCUCGCUCCUCCCCUUCUGCUCGCUCCUCUCCGACUCCCUCGCCCGCUUUGACGUCCUCCUCGCCUUUGCUGAUGCCGCACAGACCGCCGCUGCUGCUGGUGGCGGUGCUGGUGGUGGUAGUGCAGGGCCCAUGUGUCGCCCCACAUUUGUGGCUGGAGGGGGAGGAGCGGAAUGCGUGGGAGGAGUGGGAGGAGUGGGAGGAGUGGGAGGAGUGGGAGGAGGGGGAAGGGGAGGGAAGGGAAGCGGGUCAGGGGGAGGCAGCACGUUUCAUGCGAGGGGGUUGUGGCACCCGUUUGCUGUGGGCGCCGGUGGUGGUGUGGUGGUUCCCAACGACGUGCUUCUAGGGGGCGUGCCAGGCAGCUCCGUAUCAGGAAUAACAGCAGCAGCAGCAGAAGGGGUGCAUGCGCGCACGAUGCUGCUGACAGGGCCCAACAUGGGCGGCAAGUCCACUCUGCUACGCGCUACCUGUGUCGCUGUCAUCAUGGCUCAGAUGGGAUGCUAUGCGCCCUGCUCCUCCCUCGUGCUCUCUCCUGCUGAUGUCAUCUUCACAAGGCUCGGGGCUUCCGACCGAAUCAUCUCUGGGGAGAGCACGUUCAUGGUGGAGUGCAGGGAGGCAGCAGCAGUGCUGCGGUGUGCCACAAGGGACUCGCUUGUCAUUCUGGACGAGCUGGGCAGGGGAACGUCCACCUUCGAUGGAUACGCCAUUGCACAUGCGGUAUUGAACUAUCUCACCUCGCGCCUUGACUGUCGGCUCCUAUUCGCCACGCACUACCAUCCCCUCACCUCCGAGUUUGCGGGCCAUCCGCAAAUCGCAUUGCGACACAUGGCGUGCCAAGUACAGGCAAGCAAGGGCGGCGACGGGGAAGAGGACGAAGAGCUUGUCUUUUUGUACAAGUUGCAAUCCGGUGCCUGUCCGAAGAGCUACGGGUUGAAAGUAGCGUCCAUGGCCGGAAUUCCGUCUCGUGUGGUGGCGAAUGCGGCACAAGCAGCUUCGGCUCUUGAGCAUGAGCUAAGCGAUAAGUUUGACAACCCUGAGCCGCUUGCAGCUAGCACAUUGCUUGAUCUUGAGAGGUCAUGGGUGCAAACGCUGCAAGGGGUUGCGCCAUUUGGUGCUUCUGGUGGCAAAAUGCCUGAUGAGGAUGUAGAGGAUAUGUUUGAGACUCUGUAUUGCAUCUGGCACGAGUGCGCAUCGCUUGCUAAUUCGGCUGGCGUGGGAGGAGGGCCUUUCUACAUGCCGCUGUUCCACUCUGUUCUCAAAUUCAAUCUUGUCAAAUCCACCGCCCUUUCCCAUACCGUCGUGACAUCAAGUGCAAUUGCUAGCACUCUCUAUGGACUAUGGGAGUCGAGUCCUGAAGUUCCGUCCAUGCCACUGGUUGACUUGAGACUUGCACUGGCAUUGCUCCCGUCUCUCCUAUUUGGAGUUGGAAUUGGAUGGGGUCUUAGUCAAGCUAGCCGCUGUUCCUCGUCCUUUUUCCAGCUGUGGGGGUUGCAGCUGUUUGUCUGCAUCGCUGCUGCAGUUAGCACCAUUCAAGGACAGAUCUCUGUGAUCAUUGCAUGUGCUGGAGCUAUGGCUGGGAUGGUGGGCAUCGGAGGAGCACUUAUUUUCAACCGCAUAUCUCCUUACAGCAGUGCCAUCAGCAUCUCGUUCUUCUUCCAUGGUUUUCUGAACACUAGCUAUGCAGCUGUGUUUGCUCCUGUGGCAUUCCUUGGGUCGCUGGUUGGAGUCUUCGUUGUUGGGAGAAUCGUGAGAAACACAGCGCACGACCUUGACCUAAAACGCAAAUUCGCGGAAAUCCCGAGCCGCUAUGACUUGGACUCUCCAACGACCAAGCGCCUUCGCGGCGUGCGUCAGCGGUCGUGGGGCAAGUGGGUAUGCGAGAUCCGCGAGCCGCGCACGCGCGCGCGCGUGUGGCUAGGAUCGUACAGCACCGCGGAGGAGGCCGCGCGCGUCUACGACACCGCCGCGCUCAUGCUGCACGGCGCGAGCGGCGCGGAGCGCAGACUCAACUUCCCGGACGCUCUUCAAGCGGACGGGGGGAUCCGCCCCGUUAUAGUGUCGCGCACUAUAGCGGAAGGUCUGCUCCGCGUCGUCAAUGCUCUGACUCUUUCGCAGCAGUCGCAGCAGUCGCCAUCCCAACAAGAAGAUUCGAGUAAUCCAUCUUGCGCUUGUGACAUGAUUGUCGAUGCCUCCACCUUUGCUGCGACGGGCAGUGCCCGCCGCUCCACUGGUGCUACCGCAUCUGUCCCCACGGUUCACGCUAGCCCCACCUUUACCGGCGAGUGGGUGCGCCUCGAGGUUACCGGCUCCAACGUCGUCUUCUCCGAUUGCGCGAGCCCGGGUAUCACCACCACCGCGAUUCCCGCCGCCGGUCGCGGCGGCGUCUUUCCAGACGCGUCGUCCGUCAAAUCCCCGACGGCGAACGGCCAGAUCUCGCCGAAACGCGGCGUCGCCGCUCGGAAUGCCGUCACCGCCGCCGAUUCAAACGCCGCCGCUUGCGCGUCUGGCGUUACGUCAGCAGCCGCGUCGCAAGUUGCGCCUGAGAUGGAUUUCGUCAGCAGCCGCGUCGCGGCGCCAGCAGAUUCCUUCUCCGCUGCCCUGUCGCUCUUCUCCGACGCGCCUCCCACCUUUUCCGCCGGUCCCCCCAUAAUCGUCCCCUCCCGCCGUUCCUCCGCCCUGUCUCUCCCCGGAAGCCCUAUGAGCGGUAUGGGGUACAGCCCCGCGCGCGUCCGCUCCCCCUCCCGCUCGCCGCUGCACUCCCCGCGGUUCCCCCCAGGCCCGUCGUUUGGCGGCUCCCGGGCGUUCCCCGCAACCACCGCCCCUUCCUCCCCACGUGCGAUUAGCGCCUCAGCUUUUUCCGUAAUGUCCCCGUUCGCGGAUUCCGCCGCUCCCGUCGCUUCCGCCGCUUACGCCGGCGGGGCGGAGCUUUCGCGCGCGCUGCUCGCGCACCCCACCUUCGCGCACCUCUGCGCGCCUUCCGCACAGCUCACCACCGAUACCCUCACUGCUGAUCAUAUCCCAGCUUCCACUGCAGAUCAAAUGGCCACUGCUAAUCCCGCCAUAGACUUUCCUCCCCUUACUACCGCAGCUGCUCCCAACUCUGCUCCACCCGCCGCUACUCUUGCUGCUCCCCCCAGUGCUCCCAGCAGCAGUUGUGCAGUUCAAAAUCUAGACAGCAAUUUCACGAGCUACACCUCUUUCGCUCCGUUUCUCACUGAUCUGGGACAGGAGGACAGCGAUAUUGUCAACAGCAGAUCUAGUAACGCGGAUAGCAGCAGCAUGGACACGUCAUCCCCUACUGCUAAAGCGGGGCCCUUACAGCAGCCCCCAAGCGUCUCCCCCCAGGCUCCCCUAAACCUGCCCAGUUUCUCCUCUCAGCCGCUCCUGAACCUGCCCAGCUUUUCCAAGACGGCACCGGACCAAACGGGUUCCUUGCCUCGACUGCCGAGCCUGCCAGGGGAGUUCCCGUCGCUGCCGAGCCUGCCGGCAGAGUUCCCAUCGCUGCCGAGUUUAGACUGGAAGGAGAUUGAGGAGUGCCUGGGGAAUCCAGAGGGUUCAAUGCUCACUAGCUGA
Molecule: messenger RNA, 7002 nt
Organism: Closterium sp. NIES-65
Lineage: Eukaryota; Viridiplantae; Streptophyta; Zygnematophyceae; Desmidiales; Closteriaceae
Source: the annotation of a GenBank genome assembly